UUAGGCGCUUGUGGUAAAAUGCAAUAUGUCUACCUCGCGGGAGAGAAGUCUGUUGAUUAAUAAUUUCUUGGAUUUUCCGUGUAGAACCGUAAACUACACGAAAGUUCCUUGCUGAGGUGGUAAUUCGUUGGUUGUUUGUCAUGUAAAAUGAGCUUUUCCGUGAAAAAAACAGGUGGUAGAAUGUGGCAUGAAGCGCGAAAACAGGAAAAGAAAAUUCGUGGGAUGCUGGUGGACUAUCGUCGCCGAGCUGAACGUCGACGGGAUUAUUAUGAAAAAAUCAAAUCAGAUCCCACGCAAUUUCUACAACUACAUGGAAGGCCUUGCAAAAUACAUCUGGAUCCAGCAAUAGCAACAGCAGGCGAUAGUCCAGCAAAUAUGAUGCCAUGGCAAGGAAACGAAGACAAUCUUAUUGACCGUUUUGAUGUACGUGCUCACCUUGAUUGGAUACCAGAAGCACCAGAUUCUAUUGAUGUAGAUAUCGCUCUUACUAGUGAAGAUAGACAUAUCAAUUAUGAACGCUAUCGUAUAAUCGUACAAAAUGAAUUUUUAGGAGUAACGGAAGAAAAAUUUCUGCACCAAAUACAUCUGGAAGAGCAGUUUGGUUCGUCGACAAAAUUGGAUGCUGCGCGAGAUAAGAAAAAAUCCAGCAACAAUGUAGCUAUUGGAUACAAUUAUGAAACUGAAGAACCUAUACCAGAAACAGUAAAGUCAUUAGAUACUGUUGGUUCUGAAGAAAAAGGAGACGAUGAAGAUAGUGACAUUGAUUUAGAUAUUUGUGUUGAUGUUUCUCAAAUUGAACCAUCACAAGCACACGAAAUGAAUUUAGUAGCUCAAAAAUACGGGCUUUUAGGAGCUGACUAUUUUAGUUUCCUAACACAAGAUUUUGAAGAAGCUGAGACAUUAAGGCAAGCACGUAAACAGGAAGAAGAAAAAGCCAUGUACUCGGGUAGAAGAUCACGCAGAGAACGACGUGCAUUUAGAGAGAAAAAAAUGAUUGGUCGAGUUAUGAGUCCACCCAGUUAUGCGGCGAGAGAGAGUCCUGAAUACAACCCCUAUAGAAAAUCUUCGUCCAAGUCUCGUUCACGGUCUGCAUCACCUGUAAAUGCUGGACAGAUUACUUAUAUUACUAGUUUCGGUGGCGAAGAAGAAACUCAUGGAAGCUCGUCCCACGUUACUUCGUCCAAUUCAAGGAAAGUCAAUUAUUCUCAUCUCAGACGAAGAAGAUCAGAAAGUCCGAUGCUUAAUGAAAGAACAAUAAAUAGAAAAUUUACAAAAUCAAGGUCGCGAAGUUGUUCUCGAUCUGUUAAUAAAUCUAAAUCCUAUAGGAAUAGAGACAGAAAGCGAAGUCCAUCAAGAAUGAGAUCAAGAAGAACACGAUCACGGCAUCGAAAAGUUACGAGAUCUCGAACGAGAAGUCGUUCCAGACGACCGCGAAGUCGAAGUAAAUCUCGGUCGCGUUGCAGAAGUUUCAGUAGGUCUCGUUCGCGUACCGUUUCAAGAUCAAAAACGAGGUCUAGGUCUCGUUCACGUGUAAAAAGAUCUAGGAGUGUAUCCUCGAAAAGUUCAUCCAGAUCGAAAUCGAGAUCAAGAUCUAAGUCGCACAACAGAAGCCAUUCAAAAGACAGUUAUCGCCGAAGACAUUAUUCUCCAUCGAAGUCAGUAUCUAAAUCUCGAUCUAGAACUAAAUCGGAGUCUAGAUCUAGAUCAAGAUCACGAUCCAGGAGUCAAUCGAGAUGCAAACGGUCCCGAAGCAUUGAAAAUAAAACACCGGCACUGCCACGAUACUAUGGUCGUCGUGGAAAAUCAUCAAGCUUAGAAUUAGAACUGUCAGAUAAUGAAGAAAAAGUCUCGACGACAGUAUCAAAACCGUCGGCUAAUAAUACCUCGAGCACGAACAAGCCAAAAGCAGGGUUAAGUACAAAUUCUGGUGGCGGACACAAAUCACUGAAAAUCACACCCCAGGAGCGGCUUAAGAAGAAAAUGCAGGCUUUAUUGAACAAGCAAUAUAAAGCUGACAAGAAGGCUGAACAACUUAGGAUUGAGAAAAUGGAACAACAACGGCAAGAUCGAGAAGAUGAAAUUCGCGAAAUGUCUUUGAAGUUACGAAGAAAACAAAGGGAACGAAGACAUCGUUAUGAAGGUCAUAGUUCUGAUUCACAUUCCUCCGUGUCACGUACGCCGAGUCCUGGACGUAGUCCACGACUUGUUCGCCGAGACAGAAAAGAAAGGGAUACAAGAGAUUUUGAGAGUGACCGUGACCGUGAAAGGGACAGAGAAAGAGAUAGGCGUGACGAUAGAGAAAAGUUUAGAACUGAAUCUCGAAGAAGAUACAGAGAUUCACCAAUGCGUUCUUUGAGUCCAAGGAGUAGCCGAGGCCUAGUCGAUUAUUGACAGGAAGCGUGUGUAUGGUUAAACUUCCAUUUGAUGGACUUAAACCUUUAUUAGAUAUUUCCUUAUCGCAUUCCUUCCGUAAUGCUGCGAAUGUUCUAUAAAAAUGCGACAAAGAACUUACGAAACGUAUGGUAUAAUUUACGAUUGUCGUUUACCAUUAAUUAAUAUUGUUUAAUAAUACAUUGCAACAUAAUAAAUACAGAUGUU
Messenger RNA from Dufourea novaeangliae, 2598 nucleotides. RefSeq names its product CLK4-associating serine/arginine rich protein-like. The record is from RefSeq and is a predicted model, not a curated record. Lineage: Eukaryota; Metazoa; Arthropoda; Insecta; Hymenoptera; Halictidae. The coding region runs from base 148 to 2391 and encodes 747 amino acids. The transcript is spliced from 14 exons.